Acanthisitta chloris (rifleman) is the source of this 1443-nucleotide messenger RNA. It is a transcript of the gene POF1B, whose product is annotated as premature ovarian failure, 1B. Gene Ontology annotation, biological process: epithelial cell morphogenesis; bicellular tight junction assembly; actin filament organization. The record is from RefSeq and is a predicted model, not a curated record. Gene Ontology annotation, cellular component: adherens junction; bicellular tight junction; actin filament. Bases 1 to 1443 code for a protein of 480 amino acids. The transcript has 14 exons. NCBI's taxonomy places the organism in Eukaryota, Metazoa, Chordata, Aves, Passeriformes, Acanthisittidae. Gene Ontology annotation, molecular function: actin filament binding.
AUGUGUGAUUUGUUAGAGCUGGUGGUGGCUCAGCAGCUGGAGGACAGUGUCUGCACCUGCUUUUGGACAGUGCUGGGGAAAAAGGGCACAAUUCGAAGGAUCAUUAUUGAGAAUCCUGAUCAGGAGCCACUAUCCCCUUUCCUUAGAGGGGGAAAUUUCUGCCCUGGAAAUAAUGUCAUCUAUGAGAAGACAAUAAGAAAAUAUGAGCUACUAAAUCCCCUCCAAGAGAAGCAGUUCCAGCUGUCCCACGUGUGCCAGCAGGACCAGUGCCAUGCUCAGCCCUGCACACACGCUGAGCAGACCCAGGUCACCCAGCAGUGCCAGCAGACACAGACCAGUAGCCCAUGUGAGGUGUUCCCGGUGUCGGGGAGUGAUGACUGCAGAGGUCACACCGUGAGGAGGGUGAUGGUGCAAACCUGUGAGCCGGUGAGCUGCUCCCAGGAGAGCCCUGACCAGCUGGACUGCCGUUACUUCGGGGAGCUGCUGGCUGAGCUGCACCGCAAGAGCAACGACCUGUACACCUGCCUGCUGCAGCACGUGGAGAAGAUAGGAGGAAGGUACUGGACUGAAGAUAUUGAAGAAUUAAUUCCCAAAGGACUGUCUGAGGCCACCAAGCAGCAGAUUCGUUACCUCCUCCAGACCAGAGCAACAUCAGAUAAAUCUCUGAGACUCGUGCUUUCCACCUUCAGAAACCUGCGUGAGGAGCUCUGCCACUUGCAGGAUGACCUGGGGAAGCUGGAAACUGACAACGUGUUGCUGAGGAAGGAUUUGGCUUUUAAGGAUGCUCAAGUAAAAGAAUAUGAAACUCUGUUGGCUUCUCUGAGGGAGAACAAUCGUCAGCAGCAGCAAGGGCUGAGGGACAGCACUGCCAGGUGCCGCUCCCUGGAGGAACAGCUCCUGUCCCUGCGGCUCAGCGAGGGCGAGAAGGACUGUCAGCUGAAGGAGCUGGAGUAUGGCAAGAGGGCCCUGGAGCAAGAGAUCCAGAGCCUCAAGCUGCAGGUACGAGAGAGCUGCUCCAGCCCAGCCCUGCAGACCACCACGGACGAGCUGUCGAGCAGGUACGUGGAGAUGAUCAACAACCUGAGGGACGACAAGGACCGCGAGAUCCGCAGCCUCAGGUCACAGCUCUGCCAAUUCCAGCAAGAUAUAUCCAGGAGAGAGGGAAGCAACAGUGACUUGCAAAUGAGGCUGCACGAACUGACAGCGAUGCUGGAGGACAAAGACACUUGUAUUAAGCAACAGCAAGAGGAGCUCUUCAGACUGAAGCACGAGAAGCUGUCAGGCAGUCAGUCCCCUGGUGUGACAGCCAUCAUCACUAAGAAGUACAGGAAUCAGUAUCCUAUUCUGGGGCUCCUGUCGGAUGACUACAAGGUCACAUCACCUGUCAAUAAAUCACAGACUAUUGUCAUUGAGAGGACUGGAGAGAUAUGGAAACAUGAAUGA